AUGGCGGCUUCCGGAGGCAAGUGCCCUCCCAUCGACAUCACCCUCCGUUCCUCGGACAAGCUCGACGAGUACACGACCCGCACCUUCACGCUCCGUCCUGGGAGCAUGGUGCAGAUCGGCCGCGCCUCCAAGAACGCCGCCAAGCCAGAGCUCAUGGUCGGCCCUGCCAACGCCUUCAUCGACAGCCCGACCAUCUCCCGCGAGCACGCCGUGCUCACAGCAACGCCUCCGCCAGCAGCCUGCGUGUGCAUCCAAGACAAGGGUUCCAUGCACGGCACCAUGGUCAACGGCGUCAGGCUGGACCCUCUGAAGGCCCAGCGCCUGAACAACGGCGAUGUCCUGCAGUUCGGUGCCAACGUCACCCGCGAGCAGCUCUUCUAUACCGCACGCCAGUUCACCUUCGAGUCCUCCCUGCCCUCGUACCCCAACGGCAUCACAGUCCCGGAAUCCUCGGACGACGAAGAUGUCGAGGUGGACGACGAGUUGAGCUGCCCACCCAGCUACGGCACCCAGACAAACCCCCUCACCAUCGACAUCGACCACGUCAAUGAGCGACGCCUUGUCGAGACUGAAGAUGCGGACCAUGUUCCCGAGGUUCGUGCCAAUGCCAGCAACGACAACGAGUUCGACGACGACGAGCUCGACAAGCACCUCCAGGAGACCACUCUUCCUCUAGCUUCUAGUCACGACGCGCAGGAACGCUCGCCAUCGCCCGAUGAUGGUGAUGAAGAUGACGACGACCCCAUGUUCUACCCCGAGCAUCUGCCCACCGCUAACCCCAAGGGACAUGGAUAUAUUUCUGGGGACGAUGUCUUCUCAGAGGGCGAUGCUGCCUCCAUCUCUUCCGGCGAGGACGAAAAUGUGUCUCAGCUAGACAGGUACGGCAUCGCCUCGGCUGACUCUGACGAGAGUCAAUCAGAUGGCGACAUGGAACUGGCCGAAGAGGACGAUGGCGAAGAGGAAGAGGAGGGUUCCGCCUCUUCACCGUUUUCCAUGCAGAUCAAGCUUCUGGAGCAGCAGAACAAGACCCGUCUGAUGUUUGCUCGACAAGAGCAAGACAGCCAGAAGAUCAGCUCUGAGGUUCGCCCCGUUUCUCCCGAGACUCAAGAGGGCUUGAGCGGUGCCUCGACCACGAUAGAUUUUGGCAACGACAGCUCCGAGUUGGGUCUUACUGCGCCGCCUGCCCCUCCCGCGCCAUUUGUAAACUCUGGGCCUGCGACACUGCUCACGACCGAAGGCGAGGCGCCCAAGCUGCCAGACACAUACUUCACAUCGAACGACGUCUUCUCUGACUCCUACCAUCGCACUUAUCUCGACGGCAUGGAACCUCUACCACCUCGCCCUGCAGCUCCCCGCCCAAUGUGGCCCUCGAUGGUUGACUACACCAGCUCGUUUUCCCCGCCGGCAAACGCGUCCAACUUCCCUGCCGCCUACUCGCCCCACUUUGUAGGGAAUUAUUCUGGCCCGGCUGAACAAUUCUUGUCCCACCCGUACGCCGCACCGCACUCUUACUCGUCGGCAGUAGAGAAUCCAUGGGAGCAGUCCAAGAGCUCUGCCGCACUUCCAAUCUCGGGUGUGCAGACACCACCGCCCGCGCCGUCUUCCGAGUUCUCGUCACCCCCAGUGCGCCGAACCGAGGUGUCGAUCCGUGAAAUCGUCGAGGACGUCACGCAGCAGCCACCCACGCCGACCUCGGUCACUGGGGGCUUGAAACGCAAGGCCGAAGUCUUGGAUGAGGCUGUGGAAGGCCCUGAAGAAGAACCCAUGCCUGCUGCGCAGGCACCGGCGGGUGCCACUGCUCCCGAUGCGACAGCGGUCGAAGCAGUCAAUGCCAUCGAUCAGCGUCCCAAGAAGCGACCGCGAUCUCUCCUCACCAAAGCUGCAUCCUACGUGGCCUCCGGUCUCAUCGGUGCAGCAGGCGCUGUGGUUCUCCUCACAUCCGUUCCUAACGACUUCUUUGUCGCUUAA
Molecule: messenger RNA, 1968 nt
Organism: Paraphaeosphaeria sporulosa
Lineage: Eukaryota; Fungi; Ascomycota; Dothideomycetes; Pleosporales; Didymosphaeriaceae
Exons: 5
Coding region: 1-1968 (655 amino acids)
Molecular function (GO): mRNA binding; protein binding
Source: RefSeq, a predicted model, not a curated record